Anolis carolinensis (green anole) is the source of this 4012-nucleotide messenger RNA. RefSeq names its product PDLIM1 interacting kinase 1 like (gene pdik1l). Gene Ontology annotation, molecular function: protein kinase activity; ATP binding. Gene Ontology annotation, biological process: protein phosphorylation. The coding region runs from base 167 to 1192 and encodes 341 amino acids. Gene Ontology annotation, cellular component: nucleus; cytoplasm. The transcript has 3 exons. Lineage: Eukaryota; Metazoa; Chordata; Lepidosauria; Squamata; Anolidae. The record is from RefSeq and is a predicted model, not a curated record.
AAGUAGCCAAUCAGGGCGGAGGAGCGCGCUUUCCCACGGGAGCGCGCGCGCGCGCACCCUGUCCCGCCUGUGCCAGAAGGGGGUGUGACAGCGAACCCGGGAGCCUGAUAAUGGCGGCCGGGAGCCGAGAGCGCCGCGGCGGCUCUGAGAUACUUUGACCUUGAAGAUGGUGAGUAGCCAGCCAAAGUACGAUCUAAUACGGGAGGUUGGUCAUGGCAGCUAUGGUGUGGUCUAUGAAGCAGUAGUGAGGAAAACCUCUGCCCGUGUUGCGGUGAAGAAGAUUCGGUGCCAUGCUCCAGAGAAUGUAGAACUAGCGCUGCGUGAGUUUUGGGCACUUAGCAGCAUCAAGAGUCAACACCCCAAUGUUAUCCAUCUGGAGGAAUGCAUCUUGCAAAAAGACGGCAUGGUGCAAAAGAUGUCCCAUGGUUCCAACUCCUCACUUUAUUUACAGCUUGUGGAGACCUCUUUGAAAGGUGAAAUUGCCUUUGAUCCCAGAAGCGCCUACUACCUUUGGUUUGUGAUGGAUUUCUGUGACGGCGGCGAUAUGAACGAAUACCUCCUGUCCCGAAAGCCAAGCCGGAAGACCAAUACCAGCUUUAUGCUUCAGCUCAGCAGUGCCCUGGCUUUCCUGCACAAAAACCAGAUAAUCCACCGUGACCUCAAACCUGACAACAUCUUGAUUUCCCAGAGCAGGACGGAUGCUAGUGACUUAGAACCUACUUUGAAAGUAGCCGAUUUUGGACUGAGCAAGGUUUGCUCUGCUUCAGGACAAAACCCCGAAGAACCCGUGAACGUCAACAAAUGUUUUCUUUCUACAGCGUGUGGCACAGACUUCUAUAUGGCUCCUGAAGUUUGGGAAGGCCAUUACACAGCGAAAGCAGACAUCUUUGCCUUGGGGAUUAUAAUCUGGGCAAUGUUGGAAAGGAUUACUUUCAUAGACACAGAGACAAAGAAAGAGCUGCUGGGGAGCUAUGUCAGGCAAGGGACUGCGAUUGUACCUGUCGGAGAAGCGUUGCUAGAAAAUCCGAAAAUGGAACUGCACAUUCCUGUUAAGAAAAAGACAAUGAAUGCUCGCAUGAAACAGCUCAUUAAGGAAAUGCUUGCUGCUAACCCACAAGACCGCCCAGAUGCUUUUGAAUUAGAACUCCGGUUAGUCAAAAUUGCUUUUAAGGACAGCAAUUGGGACACGUGACCUCCAAUGUGCUUUUCCCUGUCGUGGCAGAGUUCUAUCUGUAACAAUGGUGCAGCAAUUUGUUGAGGCAAAAAACCAGACUUAAGGCAAAUUUAACUUGUCAGGGUUCCGUGUUUUAUCUUUUUCCAUUGCAUUUCUCUUCAGUUUUGUAAACUAAGCUUAAGGUAGCUAUUCUGGUUUCACUACCCGUGUAUGUAUUAUUUUCAAGCCACAGCCAUUGCGAUAUACACCUGGCCAGGAAAUGUGGUAGGUUAAGUGGCUGCUUUUGAGGAGUACCUUAUGGAAUAUUUCGUACAUUCCAGUUUCCUUUUGCAAGUUUGGAAUGCCCACGGAAGAAAAGAUUUGUAUGCUGGCAAUGCAAAUCAUUCAGCUUUGUAGAGCAAAUGUGUAUAUAUUUAUGUCGGUAUGGGUGACUUGACUCCCUCCAUUUUCCAUAUGGUCAAAAUAUGCCAUUAUUUAUAUUGUCUCGUAUAGAAUUUGGGUGAUUGUGGCUCAUUCAUGAACCCCUAGUAUAUUACCAGUCUUUCAUUUCAUCUAAAGAGAAAAAACAUGAUGGUAUAAAAUGAGGCAACCAACUGAGAUGCAAAAGGAACCUCUGAUUCAAAUGUUGGACUCCUGUGGAGAGAAUCUCUUCGGCUGGAAGGCUGCAGUAUGAUGGCAUAUUCCAGUUGUUGGAUGCCAGCACGUUGGUUAGGUCUUUAUCCUUUUGGCUUCAUUUUUCUGGGUAAUGGAGCAAAUUUUUGUUAGACCACAAUCUCGAAAUAUCCCUGUUUAUUCCAUUGGAGAUACGGCAUUAUUUAAUUCAAAAUACUUACUUGAUGACUUUUUUUAAAAAAAAAAAGAAAUGUAAAUCAUAGAAAAGAAAUCUCAGUGUUCUGUGGAAAUCUUUGCAAGUAUGCCCCCUCUUAUUUGUUGUCCUGGCAUAGAGGCUAGUUGUGUCAAUUGUUGCCCUCCCUUUUAGUAGAGGCUAUUUUGGUUGCUUGGUAGUGGUGGUCUUUAUGACAGAAUACUUGUUUCAUUUCCAUCAGAAAGGAGAGAGAUUCUGAAAGCUUUCUGUAUCAUUGAAUUCUCCAGAUUCCUUACUGAUAAAAUAUUGCCAAUUUGGGUGGGUGGGAGUGUUUCUGCACAAAAUAAUUGCACUUGUUGUUCUCUUCUGAGUCCCCGCCCCUCUCAAAUUAUUGACAGUCAAUACAGAACACACAAUUCUGCUGCCCAACCACAAAGAGCAGGGUAUGGAGGUGAUAAUGGUCAGUGUGUCCUUUUCUCAUCCAUCAUGGCAUUUUGGUGCCCCUGCUGUCAUGGUUUUUCAUGUUUACCAGGUCACCGCUAGUAUGUUUCCUCCCCUGAAGCUAUUUCUAUUUCCUGACUUUUGCUCUGAAGUACUAAGAAGCCUUCCCCUCCUCCAAAUCCCUGGUGUGAAUUUUGCACCUUGCUCUCUGUGUUUCUGGGAUAAAAGGAGUUGCACUUUUCAGUUUGUUUCUACUUGACUGCAGACAGGAACAAAACUCUGAUUCAGGAGUAAAUAGGAAAUUUCUGUUGAAGAAGACAAAACAAUGUGUGUGUUCAUUUGUGGUUGAAAAUGGAUUUAUUGUUUGGGUUAAAAUAGUUCUGAUGCUACCAACUACAGCUUUCAAACCAGAAAGUGAACUGACCUUUGUUUUUUCAACAAGUGCACUGGAACUGAAUAUACACUGUCAUCCUUAUGUGAUGUAGCUAGAAUCUGAAAAAGUUCAGUGAGAAAAUGUGUUGAUUUUAUUUCUAACAGAAAUAUCCAUAUUAAAGAAGAUGCCUUUCAAGUGACUUGAAAAAUAAUCACAUAUCCCUUUGCUCAUAAUUUAGAUGUACAGGGCAACCCUUUAUCCUUUGAUCAAGCAGCAAAUCUUAGGCGAUCUGUGGGGCUUACUUCCAGGAAUCCAAGGGUUGCAAUAUGAACGAUUUGUGAAACCUUCAAGAAACUUUCAGAUUUAAGGCCUUUUUGGAAAAAAAAAGAUUCAGUGAAAUGUGACAAAUAACCUGUAGUUUCACAAAGGGGAAUUUCAACUGCUAUCAUUUGGCAUGUCUCUGGCUGGCUUCCCAGCGUCAUGCCUGUCUUUUGAGGCUGAGUAAAUAUUCUCCUUACUCUUUAAAGCACCAGUGUGCCUUUAGAGACAAGAUUCUAUAGUGAGUAGAAAGGCAGUUGUAAAGGAUAUCCUGGCAUCCAGCAGUUUCCUCAAUAUGCAUGUCAAACAAAAGCAUAUGAGCAGUAAUAGAUUGGCAGUCAUUGAAGAUUUAAAAAACCUAUCUAAUCUGAUUACUGUGUGCAAUUUGGAGAUCCAUUCUGAUUUGAAUGCACGUGCUUCUUAAAUACAGUGCAGAAACUAGGAGUAUUUAAAUACAUAUUUAUUGCACAGUAAAAUUCUUAAUGCCAAAAGUGCACUGGUUUCUUGGUUUUUAAAGUUGAGGAGGCUUCCCCAGGUCACCUCCCUUCAUGGUGCUUCGCCUUUUGGCAUUGAAUGCUAACUUAAUUAUUCCAUUCCUUAUCCACUGAAUAAUUGUCUCUGAGAUCUGUGUGUGUGCGUGUGAUUUUUUGUUGUUGCUUAGGGUUUUUUGGGGUUCCUGUAAAAUCUCCAAAAUCUACACUUAUUGGUAGCAGCUACAAAACAAUCCACCAGCGUUAACGGAAGUUGAGCUGCUCAUCAGCACUUCGAAAAGCAAACUUUCAAAGUUUUUCCUUACAAAUUGUAAACUCUAUUUUGUGAAGAAUUUAUUAAAGGGGAAUGGUUGUGUAAUUUAUUAAGUUCAUGCCUUUUUAGAAAAGAAUAAAGUCUGAAUCGAAAGAAA